AUGGGGAUGUUAGAGGAAUCAUUAGCUUGGCUAGAGUAUACUAUGUCAGAGUUUAACAACCAAACCAGCCAGGGAGAAUGGAAUUGCCAACUAAUAAGAUAUCCAUGGACUUUAAUAAUCUCUUUAUUAAUCAUGAUGGUGAUAAUGUCUGCAGGCGUUCUAGGAAACGUUCUUGUUUGCGUCAGUAUGUAUACCUGUCGUUCCUUACGAACUGCCAACAAUGCUCUUUUGUUGAACUUGGCUGCUGCUGAUCUUUUAGCUAGUUUCCUUUUCACACCGCUACUCUUUACGCUCGUCAUUCAAUCGUUGGUGUCGCACGAAGCAGUUAUGCCGCGGUCUUUGUGUGUUUUACAGGGCUGGUUGCGGUUCGUUUGCAGCGCAGUUCAGCAGAUCACGUUAUCGUCGAUAAGCGCUCAGCGGUAUGCGGCUAUUGUUCACCCACUGAAGCGCAAAGGUACCAAAGAGCGUGUCUUAGCUGCAGUAGUAAUAUCGUGGUUAAUAAGUGUGUCCAUUUCCAUAGCGGCAAUCUAUCUGCAUUCUUCGCCAAUUUAUGAAUUAUGUCCUUGUAGUUUACAUCCUGGGACACCAACAAACUUAGUUGACAUGUACCUCCUAGGCCCACUUGGUACGGUAUCCUUCAUUGUAGUCAUAUCCUUUUACGCCAUGAUAUUCCGAACUGUCAGGAAACAUGUUAAAGAAAAAAGAGGUUCAUCACUUGAACCGAGCCGUACUGCCAACAAGAGAACUUUGGCAUUUACCUGCUGUAGUAUUUGCGGAUUCAGAGCAGGCAUGAAAUCGAAUGUUGUUGCACCAAUUGAUGGAAAUAGCUCUAUAGGAUUGCCUAGACACGAUCUUCUGCAGGGUAGUAGCUCCGUUGAAUCAACUGAAAGACAACACACAAGAAACAUGUCUGUGCCUGAAAUAGCAGACAAUACAUCUAUAAAGCAUGGUGUGACUGAUACAGAAAACAAUUUAAUGCCUCACGAGUCUAUAGACCAUGAUCAUGAACCUUCCAUACUGCUGGAUGAUCAAGAGUUAGACAGAGCUGUUCACUUCUCAAGUGAAGCAGCAGAUAAUAGAGAAACUCGGAAGUAUUCUUUAUCAUCAUUAGAAACCAACAAUGAUAUGAAUACAGAAAGAAAUGAUUCUGAACAGGACACAAUUGUCAGCAAAUGUCGGGCAAAUACAGAGUGUGGGACUGAUAAAUCUGAUGAUAGUCAAUAUCUUAAGCGCGAAAAGCUUGAGGAUACGCCAGUGUUGGACAUUAAAAAGAGUGAACCGCGAGUUGGUGAGCAUGCGGCGAAAAUAGGAGACAACUUCAUUUCAGAGAAAAGCUUAAAUUCCCCGGUCCAAGUUGAAGAUGUCCAAGACAACAGAGGAUCUCCUAAUGUUCUCCGAGAUAUUAACCCAGAAACUGCCUCAUCGGUUGAGGGAAAGGGCGUUUUGACCAAUAAGAACAGAGUAUGGCUAGCCAGUGAAAUCUUAGUGGGUGCUUCCAGUUCCAUCCAAGAUUCUACAGUGGUGACACAAGAACUAUCAACAAAGAUUUGUGGUGACGUCUGUAUGAUGAACCCGAGAUCAAAAGAAAGAGGAAGACGAAAAAUCGAAGCAAAGACCGCCAAAAGGGCAUUGUUCAUUAUCGCUGCUUUUAUUAUCUGUUGGUUUCCUAUGAAUAUCGUAACUUACGUUGAAAUCAUGAAGGAUCUUCCGGUAGAAGUCAAGAUUUUGUUUCUGUCCGUUUCGUUUCUGAGCGCUGUUAUUAAUCCUAUCAUCUAUACAUUCAUUAACACGGCAUAUAGGAACGAGUUUAAACGACUCCUAAGGAAGAUAUGCCACAGAUGA
Molecule: messenger RNA, 1842 nt
Organism: Lytechinus pictus (painted urchin)
Lineage: Eukaryota; Metazoa; Echinodermata; Echinoidea; Temnopleuroida; Toxopneustidae
Product: tyramine receptor 1-like
Exons: 1
Coding region: 1-1842 (613 amino acids)
Biological process (GO): G protein-coupled receptor signaling pathway, coupled to cyclic nucleotide second messenger; chemical synaptic transmission
Cellular component (GO): dendrite; plasma membrane
Molecular function (GO): G protein-coupled serotonin receptor activity; neurotransmitter receptor activity
Source: RefSeq, a predicted model, not a curated record